Colletotrichum karsti is the source of this 945-nucleotide messenger RNA. RefSeq lists its product as uncharacterized. The transcript is spliced from 3 exons. NCBI's taxonomy places the organism in Eukaryota, Fungi, Ascomycota, Sordariomycetes, Glomerellales, Glomerellaceae. Bases 1 to 945 code for a protein of 314 amino acids. The record is from RefSeq and is a predicted model, not a curated record.
AUGGCCCAAGAAGCCUCAUUCCAGUCCCAAGAAGAUACUCCAUCUCGAACACAUGAGAAUGGCUCUUCCCAGACCGAAAGUGGCCUCUUCAACUUGGAACAGAUCAAAAGCAGACCAAAGUUUUCCGAACAAGACGUUUUCAUCCUCAAUACGCUCAGCUAUGGCGUGUACUCGCCCAGCCGAGAAGCUGCAGAAGAGGUUGCAUACUAUCUUGACGGUUUCUGCCCUCCUCUCGAAGAACAAGAAGCUGCCAACAACUGGCUGUGGAAUAUCUGGGACAUUCUUCUGGACGUUGCCCGAAGCCCAGAUACGACGGCCGAAAUACAAGAACGUCUCAUAAGUAUCCUGCAGGCUCUGCAGCGGUGCGCAAAGGGAGAGACAAAAGUCUAUGGCAGUGAGGCCAGGGUUUGGAAAGACCUGCCUUACCUCUUUGAGUGUCUAGAUCCGUGCUUUAAUGAUGCCACUCUAUACAUAGAUGAAGAAGGAAGACAGUUCACUCCAAAAUCGGCGCAGAGGUGGUUGAAUACGACCGCUUUUGCGGCGCGCAUUAUGGGCGCGGGCUUGGCAGCCAGCGCCUACGGAGAGGCGAUGCGGGCCAUUAGCCUGGCGCUCGAGGAGGAGGAGCAGAGUACGAUUCCCGGAAUCGCAGAUUGCAGAAUGCAGAUCGCCUGUUUAUGGAUCACUCACGCGGCCAAGCCUCUCCUGACGUGGGCGCAAGAGAACGUCGGCUACAUCGACAAUGGGGCGCAAUACAUCGAAGCAGGUCCGUUGUACCGAGGACCUGAAACAAUGUGCCUUCAACGAUGGGGCUUCUGGAUUGAACGAUUCGAGGAACUCGGAAAGGAGGGGUCUGGUCUGAGUGCAGAGACGAGAGAAAUUGCGCUCACAGCGGCAGAAGCAAUGAGGACUAUCGAAGUGCGCGCAGGAAGGACGUUGUCGGAAUAG